This is a messenger RNA of Arthroderma uncinatum, 7125 nucleotides long. RefSeq names its product phosphatidylinositol 3-kinase tor2. Gene Ontology annotation, molecular function: protein binding; protein serine/threonine kinase activity; protein-containing complex binding. The transcript has 6 exons. Lineage: Eukaryota; Fungi; Ascomycota; Eurotiomycetes; Onygenales; Arthrodermataceae. Bases 1 to 7125 code for a protein of 2374 amino acids. Gene Ontology annotation, cellular component: nucleus; TORC2 complex; TORC1 complex. Gene Ontology annotation, biological process: protein phosphorylation; TOR signaling; negative regulation of macroautophagy. The record is from RefSeq and is a predicted model, not a curated record.
AUGGCCCAAGUUACCCAAGCUGCAGAUGCAACCCAAAGACUCUUUCAGGAGCUCAAGUCCAAGAGCGAAGAUACUCGGAAUCGAGCUGCCACCGAGCUGUACGAUAAUAUCAUUGCAGCCUCCCGAGAGCUUCCGCAGGACAAGUUCCUCGACCAUUAUAACAGCAUAAACCAGCGUAUCGCACAACUUAUCGUAACUGGAAAUGAUGCGAAUGAAAAAAUUGGCGGCUUACUCGUUCUCGACCGCUUGAUCGAAUUUGAUGGCGUGGACACCGCACAGAAGACCACUCGAUUUGCUAGCUACUUACGGAGCGCGUUAAGAAGCAAUGACAACUCGGUUUUACUCUUCGCGGCCGGAUGCCUCGGACAUCUGGCCAAGCCAGGCGGCGCGUUGACGGCAGAACUAGUUGAAAGCGAGAUACAGUCUGCGCUAGAAUGGCUGCAGACGGAGCGCCAGGAAAACAGGCGCUUUGCCGCUGUUCUGGUCAUCCAAGAACUCGCUAAGGGGUCUCCAACACUGCUAUACGGGUUUAUUCCGCAAGUUUUUGACCUCAUAUGGGUCGCGUUGCGGGACCCGAAGGUAGUCAUUCGAGAGACCGCCGCAGAGGCUGUCAGCGAAUGCUUCGAAAUAAUUGCGGCUAGAGAUAGCUUGGUUCGGUCACAGUGGUUUUCGAGGAUAUAUGAGGAGUCAUUGUCAGGCCUGCGAUCGAACAACGUGGACUGGAUUCACGGCUCCCUUCUUACGCUUAAAGAGCUACUCUUAAAAGGGGCGAUGUUCAUGAACGAGCAUUAUCAUAACACAUGCGAACUCGUACUGCGGCUGAAGGACCACCGUGACCCCAAGAUUCGCGCUCAGAUUGUGCUUACCAUACCCGUUCUCGCCUCUUACGCCCCCCUCGACUUUACAAAUACAUACCUCCAUAAAUUCAUGAUAUACCUCCAAGCACAGCUGAAACGCGAUAAGGAGAGAAAUACUGCGUUCGUUGCUAUUGGGAAAAUUGCAAGCGCUGUUGGCCAUGCUAUCGGGCAGUUCCUUGAUGGAAUCAUCAUAUAUAUCCGUGAGGGUUUGGCCUUGAAAGCACGAAAUCGUGCUGCUGUUAAUGAAGGGCCAAUGUUCGAGUGCAUCAGCAUGCUCUCCCUCGCCGUUGGACAGACCCUCAGCAAAUACAUGGAAUCAUUGCUUGACCCGAUCUUUGCUUGUGGCCUAAGUAAAUCCCUUACCCAGGCGCUUGUGGAUAUGGCGCACUAUAUCCCACCCAUUAGAGCCACUAUCCAAGAAAAGUUGUUGGACAUGCUUAGUAUUGUCCUAUGUGGAACGCCGUUCAGGCCCCUAGGGUGCCCAGAGAGUCGGCUACCUCCUAUACCUUCUUUUGCAAAGGACUUCGGCUCUUUGCCACAAGACCGAAGCGACAGCGAAAUCGCUCUCGCGUUGCAUACACUUGGCAGCUUUGAUUUCUCAGGUCAUGUUUUGAACGAGUUUGUUCGUGACGUUGCUAUCAAAUUUGUUGAUAACGACAGCCCGGAAAUCCGAAAGGCAUCCGCUUUGACGUGCUGUCAGCUCUUUGUACAUGAUCCAAUUAUUAACCAGACAAGCGCUCACUCGAUCCAGGUCGUUAGCGAGGUCAUCGAUAAACUAUUGUCCGUUGGAGUGGGAGACCCCGACCCCGACAUCCGACGCAACGUGCUAUUCUCUCUUGAUAAGAAAUUCGACCGCCACUUGGCCAAACCAGAAAAUGUUCGAUGUUUGUUCCUUGCGGUUAAUGAUGAGAUGUUCCCAGUACGAGAAGCAGCAAUCAGUAUCAUUGGCCGCCUGUCGAGUGUCAAUCCCGCCUACGUAUUCCCACCUUUGAGGAAGUUGCUCGUCAACUUGUUGACUGGCCUCAGCUUCGCGACGACCUCGCGACAAAAAGAGGAGAGUGCUCAACUGAUCAGUCUCUUCGUAUCGAAUGCCACGAAGCUUAUCCGCUCUUAUGUUGACCCAAUCAUUACAACAUUACUGCCUAAGAUGUCAGACGGAAAUGCUGCAGUAGAAGCCACCACGCUUAAAGCUAUUGGAGAGCUGGCAACCAUAGGCGGCGAGGAUAUGAAACAGUACCUCCCGCAACUCAUGCCAAUCAUCCUGGACUCCCUGCAAGAUCUCUCCUCCCAAGCCAAGAGAGAAGCGGCUUUGAAGACUCUUGGUCAACUAGCGAGUAAUGCCGGAUAUGUCAUCGAACCGUACAAGGAAUACCCGCAGCUUCUCUCUAUUCUCAUCAACAUCAUCAAGACGGAGCAGACUGGAGGUCUACGAAAAGAGACCAUCAAACUCAUUGGAAUAUUAGGCGCCCUCGACCCAUAUAAGGAUCAGCAAAUCAGCGAAACGUCCCCUGAUGUUCACUUUGUCAAUGAAAUCCAAACGGUUUCCGACGUGUCCCUCAUCAUGCAAGGCCUCACCCCCUCCAACGAAGAGUACUAUCCCACCGUUGUCAUCAAUACCCUUCUCCAAAACGUUCUGCGGGAGAGCUCUCUUGCCCAAUAUCAUUCCGCUGUCAUUGAUGCAAUUGUUACGAUGUUCAAAACCCUCGGACUCAAAUGUGUUCCAUUUUUAGGGCAAAUAAUACCCGCAUUUAUAUCCGUCAUCAGGAGCACGCCUAUCAGCCGACUUGAAACAUACUUUAACCAGUUGGCCAUCUUGGUGACAAUUGUUAAACAACAUAUUCGUGCAUUCCUUCCCGAAAUAAUUGAAGUCAUUCGCGACUACUGGGGUUCUCCCUACCCUGUGCAAUGUACGAUACUAUCCUUGGUGGAGGCAGUUGCCAAAUCGUUGGAGGGCGAAUUCAAAAAGUAUCUCGCAGCACUUGUGCCCUUGAUGCUGGACACUAUCGAGAAAGACAACUCCGUCAGACGACAACCUUCUGAGAGAAUCCUUCACACCUUUCUAAUUUUCGGCUCGAGUGCCGAGGAAUAUAUGCAUCGCAUUGUCCCAGCCAUUGUCAAACUCUUCGACAAAACGCAAAAUCCACCCAAUAUCCGAAAAUGCGCCAUUGAAACACUGGCAAAGCUCUCGAGGCAGGUCAACGUAUCCGACUUCUCGUCACUUAUGAUACAUCCAUUGUCCAGGGUUAUAAAUAACGCCGAAAGACCACUCAGACAGACUGCAUUAGAUUGCAUUUGUACGCUCAUAUUUCAACUUGGCCAGGAUUUCAAUAAUUAUGUCCCCCUUAUCAACAAGGUUCUCAAAUUUAACCAGAUUCACCACCACAAUUACCACAUCCUUGUUUCAAAACUACAGAAAGGAGACCCGUUACCGCAGGACCUCAACCCCAAUGAACAUCAUAGCAACCUCGUGGAGGACUCGGCAUUUGCGGAUGUAGGCCAGAAGAAAAUCUUUGUUAACCAGCAACAUCUUAAAAAUGCGUGGGAUGCCACACAAAAGUCUACUCGCGAGGACUGGCAGGAAUGGAUUCGACGUUUCAGUGUCGAGCUCCUCAAAGAGUCCCCGUCUCAUGCCCUUCGUGCCUGUGCAAGUUUAGCUGGUAUCUACCAGCCACUUGCGAAAGAUCUUUUCAACGCUGCUUUUGUUUCCUGCUGGACAGAGUUGUACCAUCAAUACCAGGAGGAGCUGGUUCAUUCAAUCGACUUAGCUCUAACUUCUCAAAAUAUCCCUCCAGAAAUCCUACAAAUACUCCUCAACCUAGCCGAGUUCAUGGAGCACGAUGACAAAGCUCUACCAAUUGAUAUCCGAACCCUUGGUAAAUACGCCGGUAAAUGCCACGCAUUUGCUAAAGCGCUACAUUACAAGGAGUUAGAGUUUGAGCAAGAUCAAAAUUCUAGCGCCGUGGAGGCGCUGAUCAGCAUCAAUAAUCACCUUCAACAAUCCGAUGCCGCAAUCGGUAUUCUCCGCAAAGCUCAAGCAUACCGAGACGUGGAGUUAAAGGAGACAUGGUUUGUGAAGCUUCAACGAUGGGAAGAAGCGUUAGCUGCCUAUAAGAGACGAGAAUUAAUAGAUCCCGAUUCUUUCGAGGUUACCAUGGGAAAGAUGCGAUGUCUUCAUGCGCUUGGAGAAUGGAAAAUGCUUUCAGAUCUUGCACAGGAGAAGUGGAAUCAAGCUUCAAACGAGCAUCGCAAGGCAAUUGCACCACUGGCCGCAGCGGCCGCAUGGGGAAGGGGCCAAUGGGAACUUAUGGAUUCCUACAUCGGAGUUAUGAAAGAUCAAUCACCAGAUCGUUCAUUCUUCGGAGCCAUUCUCUCUCUUCACCGCAACCAAUUUGAGGAGGCAUCGGCGCUCAUUGAAAAGGCCAGAAACGGCUUAGACACCGAACUUUCUGCUUUGUUAGGCGAAUCAUACAACAGAGCUUACAACGUUGUUGUUCGCGUCCAGAUGCUUGCGGAGCUGGAGGAGAUAAUAACAUAUAAGCGCAGCGUGGAUGACCCUGAGAAGCAGGAAGCAAUGAGAAUAACGUGGAAUAAGCGACUUCUGGGCUGCCAACAAAAUGUUGAGGUGUGGCAGCGCAUGCUCAAAGUCAGGGCCCUUGUUAUCACUCCGCGUGAGAAUCUCGAUAUGUGGAUUAAAUUCGUCAACCUUUGCCGUAAAUCAAACCGAAUGGGAUUGGCAGAGCGUUCUCUCAGUGCACUCGAGUCGGUAGAGACAUCUGAGGGUGGCAUCCCGCCUGAAGUGACAUAUGCACGUCUCAAGUUUAACUGGGCGUCAGGACGUCAGGCUGAAGCCCUCCAAGCACUAGAAGAAUUUACUAUCUCACUCACGGAAUCCUACGGGCGAUAUAACUCGAUUCUCGCCACUAAUGACGAGCACAACUCUGCCGAAGGGCCAUCACUAACGAAUGGCAUCACUGACUCUAACCAUGCAGAUGCUGGCUUCUCGAAGCAACAUCUCGGGGAUGCCAAUAAGUUCCGACGGCUCCUGGCGAAGAGCCAUCUCAAGCAAGGUGAAUGGCAGACCGUGUUGCAACGUGGUGACUGGAGAUCUGACGGUGUCCGCGAUGUCCUGAACUCAUACUCUGCAGCCACCCAAUACAAUCGCGAUUCUUACAAGGCGUGGCAUGCAUGGGCUCUGGCGAAUUUCGAAGUUGUUAACUCCUUAACGUCACAACCAGACCGGGACGCUCCCCAACACAUCAUUCUUGAACAUGUUAUGCCCGCAAUACGCGGAUUCUUCCGUUCAAUUGCUCUUCUUUCUUCAAGCACAUUGCAAGAUGCCCUUAGACUACUUACUCUUUGGUUUACCCAUGGCGGCGACGGAGAAGUCAAUGCUGUUGUCGUUGAAGGUUUUUCAACUGUGAGCAUUGACACAUGGCUCGAAGUCACUCCCCAGCUCAUAGCCCGCAUCAAUCAACCCAAUCCCCGAGUUCGUGCCGCGGUGCAUCGUUUAUUAGCGGAGAUGGGCAAAGCGCACCCGCAGGCGCUUGUUUACCCAUUGACUGUCGCAACGAAGUCCAACGUGGUCCGGCGGUCCCAGUCCGCUCUGAGCAUCAUGGACAGCAUGAGAGCGCAUAGCGCACGGUUGGUUGAACAGGCUGAGGUUGUGAGUGGUGAACUGGUGCGUGUUGCGGUAUUAUGGCAUGAACUGUGGUAUGAUGCCUUAGAAGAAGCGUCCAGGCUCUUCUUCACCGACCAUGACGUGGAGGGUAUGUUGUCGACGCUUGCCCCCCUCCAUGAUAUGCUGGAUAAGGGCGCAGAAACCCUGCGUGAAGUAUCCUUUGCUCAAGCCUUCGGUCGGGACUUAGCUGAGGCAAAACACUUCUGCAACUUAUAUCGUGAAACUGGGGAGAUGGGAGAUCUCAACCAAGCGUGGGACCUAUACUACAACGUAUUCCGCAAAAUCUCCCGACAAGUGACACAGAUUAAAUCGCUUGAUCUGAAAUACAUUUCUCCUAAACUCAAGGACGUGGUUGACCUUGAUCUCGCUAUUCCCGGCACAUAUCAAAGCGGUAGGCCCGUUAUCCGAAUUCAGAGUUUCGAUAGCGUUGCAGUGGUGGUUCAAACAAAGAAGAAACCAAGAAAGAUGAUAAUCAGAGGAAGUGAUGGAAGUUCAUACAUGUAUGCGCUCAAGGGUCACGAAGAUAUUCGACAAGACGAGCGAGUUAUGCAGCUGUUCGGUCUGGUCAACACACUUCUAGACAACGACAGCGAAUGUUUCAAACGUCACUUGACGAUUCGAAGGUUCCCUGCAAUCCCACUCUCUCAGAACUCAGGAUUGAUUGGAUGGUGCUACAAUACCGAUACGCUACAUGCGCUCAUCAAAGAAUACCGCGAGAGCCGCCGCAUUCUACUCAAUAUCGAGCACCGGAUUAUGCUUCAGAUGGCACCUGACUAUGAUAACUUAACGCUAAUGCAAAAAGUGGAAGUGUUUGGCUAUGCAAUGGACAAUACUACCGGCAAAGACCUGUACCGCGUGUUAUGGCUGAAGAGUAAGAGCUCUGAAUCAUGGCUUGAUCGACGCACCAAUUACACUCGCUCACUCGGCGUCAUGUCGAUGGUCGGGUAUAUUCUUGGUUUGGGUGAUCGACAUCCUUCAAACUUGCUACUUGAUAGAAUUACCGGGAAGAUAAUACAUAUCGAUUUCGGCGAUUGUUUCGAGAUUGCGAUGCAUCGUGAGAAGUAUCCAGAACGGGUACCCUUCCGGCUGACCCGUAUGCUUACAUUCGCAAUGGAGGUCAGCAACAUCGAGGGUAGUUUCCAUAUCACCUGUGAGGCGGUUAUGCGUGUUAUUCGCGAAAACAAGGAGUCUCUAAUGGCUGUUCUUGAAGCCUUUAUCCAUGACCCAUUGAUCAAUUGGCGUCUUGGUGCCCGCGAAUCACCCGCUCGACUUUCUAUCGUGGAUCGACAUCCGCCCACGGAAGCUAACUUGGGCAACCCUAUUCAGCCGAGUACCUUCUCCCGUCGUCGCCCAUCAAUUCUCGAUGGUGGCAUUCUAGAUGCCCAGCAGGGCAUCCCUAACGAAGGACGUGAAGUGCAGAAUGCCCGAGCCCUUCAAGUGCUUGGAAGAGUCAAGGAGAAGUUGACUGGCCGCGACUUCAGAACGCCUGAGGAACUCAACGUUAGCGACCAGGUCGACAAGCUUCUAGUCCAAGCCACGAGUGUAGAAAACCUGUGCCAGCAUUACAUUGGAUGGUGCAGCUUUUGGUAG